Molecule: messenger RNA, 558 nt
Organism: Botrytis byssoidea
Lineage: Eukaryota; Fungi; Ascomycota; Leotiomycetes; Helotiales; Sclerotiniaceae
Exons: 1
Coding region: 1-558 (185 amino acids)
Source: RefSeq, a predicted model, not a curated record
AUGAAGUACCUCGCUGCCGCAUUUAUCGUAGCCAUUUCAGCAUUGGUCUCUUAUGCCGACCCACUUCCUGAUCUUCUGAGAAUAGUCGGUUCUCACCCCGGUUACAAGCCAGCACCAACAAGUACACCGAUACCACAACUCUGCGCCCAAAAACAACUAGCUUUCGGUGACAAGACCUGCACUUACGUCUAUCAAUUUAGCAGUGACGAUAACGGUGACAAUGCUAGUGCCAGAUCCUUCAUCAUCGACACCAACUGUGUUAUACUACAAACGGGCGAUGCUCCAAUCCAAGCGUCCACUUCAACUUGGAGUUAUCAGUUUAGAACAUGCAAUAUUGUCAAACUGAACGAAGUCAUUAAGCAAAAGUGGGAACCUACGAAUACAGAGUAUCUCAUGCCUCUCUAUCAGAGUGAUGGGCAGAUGUCAAGAGACGGUCAACGUGGUCCAUCAGAGAACGGCCAUGGCGAUAAGAGAGAGGCAUGUACCUUGAAAUAUAACGAUCUCCCCGAUAAGGGAGCACGGUACGCAUGGAUUUGUCCAUUUGAAUGCCCCUGUUGA